CGACCUGGACCUGAACUGGACUAAAGCCAGAACCAAGAGACGUUUCCGAUCAGAGUAACGGAUAUGGACGUGUCACCAAGAUAUGAUGCUUGCGUGGAUAUUCAGCCCCAGCAAGGAAGUCAGAGGGAGGACAGCGGGGGGACGGACAUAAAACAACCCGAAGAAGGAGAAGAGCUAAAAAAGUCAGCUAUACAUGAGUCAGAUACCUUGCAAUGGCAGGACACAAAGUCGGGGUUAGAGACAGCUGGACAGGCUAGAGGACAGCAAAGUAAAGGGGACAGGGUAAGUGUGAGGUCCGACCUGUCUCUCCGUGAGGCAUCCAGCAUGACAGAAAGUGAGCGCGAGUUGAAGGCGGGGCUGCGCAAGAGAAUGAAAGGGGCAGAAGAAGGGGCGGGGCUUAGCGUAGAGUGCAUGGAACACCUGAAGAUGGAGACGGUGGAGCCCAUGGAGAACCACCUUCCAGAGAAAGCAGCGCAGGUGUUCAAUCCUGCUGUGACUGUCCUCCCCUCCCCCUCCUCACCCAGAGACACAGAUGCAUACUGGGAAAUGGACUCGGAGAAGAGUCCCUUCUUGAAUCCUCGUGACAUGGACUACAACCAGGAUGGCUACCAGUAUGCGUAUGAGGAAGAGCCCCGUUCUGCUUGCAAUCGGGUAUGCUCUGGCAGAGAUGCCCUGAAGUCAAGUGUGUCUUUGGUGACAUCAGCACUCCUGUUUCCGAUCCUGGUUUGGGGAGGGUAUGUCUUUCUGCCCUUUGAUGCCCCCCUGUUGGAGAACCCCCCACUCAGACUUGUCUACACUCUGCGCUGCUCAGUGUUUGCUGCUGUGCCCAUCGUCCUCGGUUGGCUGGUUCUAGGGGUCAACCGGCUACGCAUGGGUGCGACUCAGCCGGUCACUGUGGACGACUUUAAGGAGGCGGAUCUUCAAGAGGUCACUGUUCAUCGACGCUACAUCUCUGACUCCGCCUCACUUUUCCUGAUCUACUUCCUGCAGCUAGUUGUCUUGUCCAUGUACCUGAGCCAAGAACAGCUGAAGCUCGUCCCUCUGCUGACCAUCAUCUUCGCCUUCGGACGGUUGGCGUACUGGUUAGCGGCGGCGUUUGGCAGCAGCGUUCGUGCUUUUGGCUUCGGCCUGUCCUUCCUGCCGAGCGUCGCCAUGAUGGUGGCGAACUUCUACUUCAUCUUCACAGUGGAGGCGUCCGGGUCCAUCUUCAGUGUGUCGCCUGACUCUGAGGAGGUGGUGGUGGCUCCGCCCAAAGGCAGGCAGAGGUUCUGGGGAUGAGAUCUGACCAGUUUUUAUGCAGUUGGUUUAGAAAUGAAUGUCUGUAGUUUACGGAGGAAUGGGAAGCUCCGCCCACCUCCUGAAUGUUUUCUUUUUUUCCUCUUUAAGUUCAGUUUUUCAGUGCUUUUAUUUUGUUCAAAACAUAUGUCUUCUUGCUCAUUAAUCAACAUUUAAUUUUGUAAAAUAUUAAUUAAAUCCUUUUUUAUCUGAUAUCAGAAAAGUUUAGGUUCAUAUAAUUUCACAAUAAAAGCAUAAAA
Messenger RNA from Cyprinodon variegatus (sheepshead minnow), 1535 nucleotides. It is a transcript of the gene tmem79b, whose product is annotated as transmembrane protein 79-like. The record is from RefSeq and is a predicted model, not a curated record. NCBI's taxonomy places the organism in Eukaryota, Metazoa, Chordata, Actinopteri, Cyprinodontiformes, Cyprinodontidae. The transcript has 5 exons. Gene Ontology annotation, biological process: regulated exocytosis. Gene Ontology annotation, cellular component: trans-Golgi network membrane; lysosomal membrane. Bases 64 to 1278 code for a protein of 404 amino acids.